GCGAGACUUUUAGCUAAUCUGUGAGUUAGAUUGAUUCCUAGUAUUUCUGUGUAUGUACAUUUCGCAUUUCUUUAUUGCCCCUAUAGAGGCAUUCGUCACUAGCUGAAAAGCGGAUGUGACAACACAGAUCGGCUUUCAACCCGUUUUGAAUGCUUGUUUGGGCUUUUUGCUUGCCGCCUAUCAAAAGUGAUGCAAAAAAAAAGAACCGAACAAAGCAGGCGGAGAUCAACGGAUCGGAAGAUCUGGAGAUGGCUAAUGGCUGGGAGUCCCCCCUGUGGCUGUAGAGGAUCGUAAGCUCCAGAAGCUCGUAAGCUCAGAUCGUCGGCCCUGAUAAGUCCGGCUGAUAGGCCACCGAGAGCAGUUCUCAUCCAGCCGCAGAUCUUCGCACAGCACCAUCAUGCUUCCCGUUCGAUUUGGAUCGCCUUGGCUUGUGGCUGUCGUGGUGGUGCUUCUGUUGGCACUCGCCUCCGCCGGAAAGUCGCGUCAUCGGUCGCCUGUCAAUUGCCCCACCAUCAAGCUGAAGCGGCAGUGGGGCGGCAAGCCAUCGUUGGGACUCCACUACCAGGUGCGACCCAUCCGCUAUGUGGUCAUCCAUCACACGGUCACCGGCGAGUGCAGCGGACUGGUCAAGUGCGCCGAGAUUCUCCAGAACAUGCAGGCCUAUCAUCAGAACGACCUGGAUUACAACGAUAUUAGUUACAACUUUCUGAUCGGCAGCGACGGAAUUGUAUACGAGGGCACUGGCUGGGGAUUGCGCGGAGCCCACACCUAUGGCUACAAUGCCAAUGGCACCGGCAUAGCCUUUAUCGGCAACUUUGUGGACAAGCUUCCAACGGAUGCGGCUCUCCAGGCGGCCAAGGAUCUGCUGGCCUGCGGAGUGCAACAGGGGGAGUUGAGCGAGGAUUACGCCCUGAUUGCCGGCUCCCAGGUGAUCAGCACCCAGAGUCCCGGACUGACGCUAUACAACGAGAUCCAGGAGUGGCCGCACUGGCUGUCAAAUCCGUAAAUCGAUUACGAUGAAUUGCAGUGAACCGCCAGCAUGAACAACACAUCAGUUUAGUUGUGAAAAUAAGCCAUAUAAAUAAUCCUAUGUUGUUGAGUA
This is a messenger RNA of Drosophila teissieri, 1102 nucleotides long. RefSeq names its product peptidoglycan-recognition protein SA (gene PGRP-SA). The record is from RefSeq and is a predicted model, not a curated record. Gene Ontology annotation, molecular function: peptidoglycan binding; zinc ion binding; N-acetylmuramoyl-L-alanine amidase activity. The transcript has 3 exons. NCBI's taxonomy places the organism in Eukaryota, Metazoa, Arthropoda, Insecta, Diptera, Drosophilidae. The coding region runs from base 398 to 1006 and encodes 202 amino acids. Gene Ontology annotation, biological process: innate immune response; peptidoglycan catabolic process.